Ictalurus furcatus (blue catfish) is the source of this 3485-nucleotide messenger RNA. Its product is annotated as protocadherin beta-16-like. Gene Ontology annotation, cellular component: plasma membrane. NCBI's taxonomy places the organism in Eukaryota, Metazoa, Chordata, Actinopteri, Siluriformes, Ictaluridae. The coding region runs from base 1 to 2439 and encodes 812 amino acids. Gene Ontology annotation, biological process: homophilic cell-cell adhesion. Gene Ontology annotation, molecular function: calcium ion binding. The transcript has a single exon. The record is from RefSeq and is a predicted model, not a curated record.
AUGUCUGCAAUGAAAAUGUCGGAGAGAACAAUGGCACAUCGAGUAUGGCUGUUUAUUUUGCUCCUCUCUCUCAGCGCAGUGCACGGACAGGUCAGUUACUCAAUUCCUGAAGAAAUGCCGAGAGGCUCUUUAGUCGGUAACAUUGCUCAAGAUUUGGGUUUGGACAUGAACAGACUGAAAUCAGGCAAAGCUCGAAUUUAUACCGGAGAAAGGGCUGAAUACAUCGAGUUGAAUAAAGAAAGGGGAGUGUUGCUUAUCAAAGAGCGAAUAGACAGAGAGGCUCUGUGCGGGCAGACAACGCCUUGUGGGCUGCAUUUUCAAAUCAUUUUAGACAAUCCGAUGGAGUUUUUUAGUGUUACGAUAGAAGUUAACGAUAUAAAUGAUAACCCUCCUCUUUUCAGUCAGAAUGAAAUAAAAUUCGAAAUAAGUGAGGCAUCACUUACUGGAGCAAAGUUUGUUUUAGAAAGGGCCGUUGAUAAUGAUGUUGGCAUUAAUGGGCUUCAAAGCUAUACCUUAAAGCCAACAAACAAUUUUGUCCUUAAAAUGCAUAGCCUAUUAGGUGGGAGCACACAUGUUGAGAUGGUACUUGAAAAGCCACUAGAUCGAGAGAAAGAAGAUCAUAUUUCACUAGUGUUAACUGCAGUGGACGGAGGCGAGCCACAAAUGUCUGGUACAAUCCAAAUACAAAUUACCGUAUUAGACGCUAAUGAUAAUGCACCAGUUUGCGUCCAGUCUGUGUAUAAAACGAGUGUCCGAGAACAUGCUCCAAAGGGAACAAUUUUGACUACAGUAAGUGCCGUCGAUGCCGAUGAAGGUCAAAAUGGAUUAAUCAGGUAUACAUUGUCAAACAGCCUGGGCACUGCACAUAAAAUGUUUGCAAUAAAUCACACUGAUGGAUUGUUGAAAGUAAUCGGUGACACGGAUUUUGAGAAAAUUAAGUCAUAUGAGAUUGAUGUCGUGGCGAGAGACCAAGGUGGACAUUAUGAUACGUGCAAAGUAAUUGUAGAAGUGAUUGACAUAAAUGAUAACAGACCUUUGAUUAAUAUUAUGUCAAAAUCUGGUGAAAUUGAUGAAAACUCCAAAAUAGGGAGGGUUACUGCAAUAAUUAAUGUUCAGGAUGUAGAUUCGAAUGAAAAUGGAAGAGUAGAGUGCACAAUCAACCAAAAUAUUCCUUUUGUACUUAAAUUUACAUCAAAUAAUGUCUUUAGUUUGGUAACAGAUAGUGAAUUAGACCGGGAGAGAGAGUCUGAGUAUAAUAUCACUGUAAUGUGUGCUGAUGAAGGAUCUCCAUCGCUCUCCAGCAGCGUCACUCUCUCUUUACAGAUAUCAGAUGUGAAUGAUAACGCACCUGUCUUUGAGAAGAGCUCAUAUGAGGCCUCCAUUUUAGAAAAUAAUUCACCAGGCCUCUCCAUAUUCACAGUCAAAGCCAGAGACGCAGACUCGAAACAGAAUGCCCGUGUUUCUUACAUACUAGAGGAGUCCUCGGUUAACGGAGUGCCCAUUUCCUCUUACGUGUCAGUCAGUGCUGAUAGUGGUAUUAUUCAUGCAGUGCGAUCUUUUGAUUACGAGCAAAUUAAACAUUUUAAUUUCCGUGUCAAAGCGCAGGAUGGAGGCAACCCGCCUCUUAGUAGAAAUGUAAGUGUAAAAAUCAGUAUUUAUGACCAGAAUGACAACGCGCCGCAGAUUCUGUAUCCAGUACAAACUGGUGGCUCUGUGGUGGCUGAAAUGGUGCCUCGUUCAGCAGAUGUGGGCUAUCUUGUCACGAAAGUGGUGGCUGUGGAUGUGGACUCUGGACAGAAUGCCUGGCUCUCAUAUAAACUGCAGAAAACGACAGACAGGGCACUGUUUGAAGUGGGCUUACAGAAUGGAGAAAUAAGAACUGUGCGUCAAGUCACUGAUAAAGAUCCUGUGAAACAGAAGCUCACUGUUGUAGUGGAGGACAACGGACAGCCCUCUCGUUCAGCUACAGUCAAUGUUAACGUGGCGGUGGCGGACACUUUCCCUGAAGUGCUCUCCGAGUUCACUGACUUUACGCAUGACAAGGAAUACAACGACAACCUGACAUUUUAUCUAGUCCUGGCCUUGGCUGUAGUUUCAUUUCUCUUCAUCGUGUCCAUCAUAGCUAUUCUGUCAGUGAAAUGCUACAGAUGGAGACGUGAGCGGAUGUUUUAUAAAUCCAGUGCCAAUCUGCCAGUUAUUCCGUAUUAUCCACCCCUUUACGCAGACGUCGGGGGAACAGGAACUUUACAGCAUAUGUACAAUUAUGAAGCUUACAGAACCACUGACUCUAGAAAGAGUGAUCUGAAAUACGCCAGACCUCCUACUGAGAGCAUCAUUAGCCUGGACACUAGUGGAACUCAGACCCUUACGCAUGCGCAUAUGGGGAAACCUGCUGUCUCUGAUGAUCAGGUGAGGUCUAGGAAUUUGUUGCUUUGCUGAUAGAUUAGCUUUUGUAAAAUUUGUAAAGUGUUUAAUGACACAAGUGAUAUACAGUUAUGUAUAAUAAAUUAUAUUUUCAUAUUUUACCAUAAGGAGAACUCUGAGUUCUUAUGAUGUACUCUGCUCUGAUGCUCAUGCUAUUGCAUAUGUAAAGCAGACCUGUGGGUGUGUCUGUGGGUGUGUCUGGGUGUGAAAUUUAAGGUUUGUUAACUCAUUCCUUUUGAUGUUGUGUUAUUGACAUUUUUUUUUUCAUUUUUACCUUUACCAAAUAGAGAUUUCUUUAUAUUCUCACACUUAGGCCAGUUUAAACCCUGACUUGUCCUCUUAAAUGGGAUUGCAUCAGAAUUUUAAUAUUUUUGUUGUGUUCCUAUUUGAAACUUCUCAUUGACAUUAAGAUUGUCUUGUAACUCAUGUAACAGAAAUUCUUGUUAGAUGCUCUCUGGUUGUUUGGACGACCUUGACGUUGCAAUGAUUCAUUAUUCCUCUAAGUGCCGCUGUUGAAAGAAAUAAAGACUCUCCUUUCCCAGGCAUUAUUACACAGAAUGAACAACUUAUGCUCAUUUGUUAUUGUUUGUGGAAUGUGUAUGGACGGACUUCCGUUGUCUACGGGCGAAAUAUUCUGUAUUUUGCUUCCUUAGGUUCAUGAAAUAUUGUGCUAAUAUUUGAGAUUGCAGUAAUUCGAAUAUGGAUGUUCUUUGUCUUCUCUGUGCAUGGACAAAACGUUACUCUGUCUGGAUUUCAACAUGGCAAGUGCAGAUUCUUGCUCUGUUUGCUUUUGUCAUUGCCCUUGCACAUGGGCAGCUUCAUUAUUCUAUUCCCAAGGAGAUGAACAAAGGAUCAGUGGUGGGAAAUGUCGUUCAGGAUUUCGGUUUGGAUGUUAGAGACUGAAUCUUGCCCAAUGAGGAUUUUACACAGGACAGUCGUUAGUACAUUGGUCUGAAUGUGGAUAAAGGCACUCUGAUAGUGAAAGAGAGGAUAGACAGAGCUUUUCUAUUCUAGAUUCAUUACACAUAAAGUGAAAUAUUUCAAGCCUUUUUUUUUUGGUU